GUAGCAAGCUGAUUCCGGUCGUCUUGAAAUAUUGCGGUCGUGGGUGCAGCAAGGACUAAAAAGACCCAACAAGAUCUCGCCCAUGGCCGACGUCGUGCUCCGACGGGGCGAGCUCGUGUACCGGCGUGAUGUCCGCGCUGAGUGGCAGCGCUGCUGGGUCAAGAUGUACGCGGACCGCGUGGUCGACCACACGCAGGCCAUCUGGCUCGCGACCAAGCAGGUCGUGCGCGUCGAGCCCAUAAGCCUCGCAGGCCCGAGCCCAUGGGUGUUCCGCGUCACCGUCGCUGGCAGCGCCGCCAUCGACGCCUGCGUGGCCUCGCAAGAGGAGCGCGAUGGGUGGAUACGGUGCCUCAUGGACGCCAAGCGCGCGUACCUCGCGGAGAAUGGCAAGCUGCUCUUCCAAGCGGCGCACUCGCCCAUGCCGGACCCGCCGGCCUUUGUACGGUUUGCCGACAGCGACUCGGAAGCGCACUCGUCGGACGACGAUGACAGCCUCUCGGAGACGGACGAUCUGCCUGCAAGCUUGAAGAGGCUCGUCGUGCAGCCUGGGCUCAAGGUACCUCCUCCCUCCGCGCUCGUCCUCACGCUUGCAUGCUACCAGCGCAUGGUGCGGGACCGGCCGCGCGUCCUCACGAUCGUGCACGUCGAAAUGGAGACGAAGGCGCAUGGCCGCUUCGUCGCACCCAUUGCGCUGGACGACGACAGCUUGAGGACCACGCACGUCGACGCGCUCAAGAAGGAGGCGCUCGGGAAGCUCAAGCACAAGGUGCUGCACAGCCUCGACGCGGACGGGAUCGCCGCCGACGCGACGCUGCGCGAACUCACCCAAGACGACGCCAUGUCGUUCGUGCUCGUCUUGCCCGAUGCGAUACGCGAUGUGUGGCUGCGCAACGAAGAGAAGCCGCUGUGCUACUACCUUGACAUGAAGCUCGAGUCCGCGUCCGACACGGUGCACCUCUCGCUCCGCCAGGUGCAAGCCAUGCCGCCGCCGCCGCUUCAGGUCGAAAUCACGGGCAAUGCCAACAAGGUCAGCGACCUCUCCCAAAAGCUCUACACGACGUACACGAUUCAAGUCGUGUACAACGACGUCAAGUGGACGGUUGUGCAUCGGUUCCAGGAUUUCCUCGCGCUGGAUGACGCGAUCAAGAAUGACGUGGCAGCCUACCGCGCGUACCUGCCGCCGCUGCCCAAGAAGAAGGCGAUCACGCCCAAGAAAGGCUUGUUCGUCGCCAAGCGCCAGUGCAAGCUGCAGGCAUACCUCCAAGACGUCGUCGCGUUGCCUGGACUUGCACAAAACAUCCAUGUCAUGACAUUUCUAGGCGUGGUCUCGAUGGCCCGGAACCGCGAGGUCGUCCGAAGCGUGCUGCAUGUCUCGGCGGUCCACGCGUGUUUGAGCUAUGGCGACAUCAUCCUCUUCAAGACGCGCUUUGGUGCGAGCAAAGUACAACGCAAGAUCACCGGCGCGCGGUAUGACCACGCUGCGAUCGUCGUGCCAGGGUCGACGCCGCCGCUUCUCUCGCUCCUCGAAGCGACCGGCGAAGGCAUCCAAGUCUACGCACUGAAGCCGCGACUGCAGGCGUACGGGCGCGAGGUCACGAACGCCAUUGUCGCGCGUCGCGUGCUAGCGCCUCGGUCGCCGACGACGCUCGCCAAGAUCCAAGAGUUUGUGCUCGGCGUCGAGGGCAAUGCGUACAGCAUCUUUGGCAUUCUCAACCGGUCCAAGGUCGAGAAGGAAGAGAAAACGACCAAGUACUUUUGCUCCGAGCUCGUCGCCGCCGCGCUCAUGCACCUCGAUUGGCUCGAGAAAGAUGUGCCGCCAAGCUUUUACUGGCCCGGCAACUUUGAAGAAGGCGGCGAGCUCGAGCGCCACGUCCUCCCGGGCGUCACCCUUGGCCCCGAGCUCGCCCUCGACUGCAAAUUUCUCGAAGUCGGCCGUGCACAGUAGCCACCUUGACAUCUCCGCGACAACAACAUCAUCAUCAACAACAAAUGGGCUUGUAACGCGG
Saprolegnia parasitica CBS 223.65 is the source of this 2006-nucleotide messenger RNA. RefSeq lists its product as hypothetical. NCBI's taxonomy places the organism in Eukaryota, Oomycota, Saprolegniomycetes, Saprolegniales, Saprolegniaceae. The transcript has 8 exons. Gene Ontology annotation, molecular function: phosphatidylinositol binding. The record is from RefSeq and is a predicted model, not a curated record. The coding region runs from base 83 to 1945 and encodes 620 amino acids.